Messenger RNA from Mya arenaria, 1960 nucleotides. Its product is annotated as kelch domain-containing protein 1-like. The transcript has 10 exons. Bases 184 to 1317 code for a protein of 377 amino acids. Gene Ontology annotation, molecular function: protein binding. Lineage: Eukaryota; Metazoa; Mollusca; Bivalvia; Myida; Myidae. The record is from RefSeq and is a predicted model, not a curated record.
UUCCCGCGCUGGAUUGACAACAAAAUAAUAUAAAGCUGGAAAUAGGAUUGUAUUAUUGGUCUCAGUUUAGAACUAGGUGCUAACCCACACCAGUGAAGUCAAGAAAACCCACCAGACUUCCUGCCACCUGAUCCAUUACACCACAAGGCCUAUACAGAGAGUCGAGUUGAAACCCAAUUAAUAAUGAAUGGUGAAGGAAGUACUUCGCAAGGCUCUGGUAUUAAAAUUGACAAUGAUAUGUCAUUGGCCUGGAAGCGUGUGACAGACUGCGUUUUUCCUGUACGGGAAGGGCAGUGUUCCUGUAGUGUAGGCAACAAGAUGUACAUAUUUGGGGGAGUCAUACACAGCAACACACAAGACCUUGUGGAGAGCAAUGACCUUCUCUGUUUUGAUGCAGAAAGUGGUAGCUGGAGCUUGAUAGAAGCAAAAGGCUCGAUCCCCGAACCUCGUAUUGCAGCAAGCUUAGUUUCUGUGGACACUAAAUUGUAUUUAUAUGGAGGACUGAAUCAGGAGUCAGGCUGGAUGGAAAGCUUCUACAUGUUUGACACUGAGAGCAAGAAAUGGUCAGCUGUGGAGAGUGAAGGGAGUCACCCCAGUGCCCGGGACAAGCUUCAGGGGGCUGUCAUUGACCGCCUUAUCUACUACUUUGGGGGAUUCGGGCCGCAGGGCUCCCUGGAGGAGGAUGACUGGGAGGAUGUUGAUGAUGAUGGCGACGAUGUACUAGAUGAACAGAGAAUGCAGCAGGCUGCGCAGUUUGGCUGGUUCAAUGACCUGUACAUGUUUGAUACUGUCACCAAACUAUGGUCCAAGCCCAUGCACAUGAAUUUGGGUAUACCAACUGCAAGGGCAGCUCAUGGCAUGUGUGCCGUGGGGAGAAAUCUCAUCAUUUUUGGAGGCAGGGACACAGAAAAGAGAACCAAUGAUAUACACAUAUAUAAUAUAGAUACAAGAAAAUGGAACUUGGAAAUGGAGAUAAGAGGGGAGCUCCCUGCUGCCCGCUCCUUCCACACAACUACCGCAGUUGGGAAUCAGGUGAUUGUGAUCGGUGGACGUGGGCAGGAUAACACACAUCUUGCUGAUCUCCAUGUGUUUGAUACUGAAACAUAUGAGUGGUCACAGCCGAAGCUGAAUGGAGAAGUGCCAUGUGCCAGGGGACAGCACUCUGUUGCUGUAGUAGUUGGACUGCUUGUCCUGUUUGGGGGCUCUUCAGAUUAUGAUGCUGAGAACAGGAUGUGCCGGAAAUUCUUUGGAGACACUUACACCUUACAAACUGCGGAUCUUUUAAAAGGAGGAGUUCGGCCUGUGAACAGUUCUUGAGAUGGACCAGCAGCAGUAUGAACAUCCACUGUACUGCAGGACCUUCAUAUAUAUGUGGGGAAGAUUUGGCUAUGAAUAUAUUUUAAGAACAUAAAUUGUGCAGAGGGAUAUAGCCAGUAAUAAUGACAGUAUCUUUGUUUUUAACCAGUCCACAAAUGUUACAAAGGCGUCCUAAAUGGAAUUAUUUGAUUCAUUGAUUACUUACGUACCAAGGAAGGAGUAAGACGAAGGCAAGUCUAGAUGACAUUAUAUGGAGUCAGUCAGUGCUUGUAAACACUUGUUUAUGUAUCUGAAUAUAAAUGAGCUUCAAACCUGACAAUCUAGGCCUUCAAUAGUUACAUAAGGGCUUGACCCAGGUCAGUGAAACACAAUAUGCUUUGCCUCAUGACACUAAUUGAGCACAACUGGGCCAGCUGUCCGUUCAAGAACAUGUUUGUUUAAUUUAGACUUGCAUAGAAUUCAUUGAAAAGCUCUACAGAAUAGUCUACCGGCAUAUAAAUAAAUUGUAAACAAUAAUUGUAUAAAUAUUAAUCGUUUCUAAUUAAAAGUGUUCACUGAAUACGAUGUACUAGUAUUUCUGUGUUAGAAAUGUUGUUUUGUAUACUGAUAAAUGAAUUGUAAAAAACUUUUUAUGCUUCUCUAC